AAUUCAAACAAACCAAAGAGCAAGCAGCAGCACCUGGAAGAGCUGAGGAGAAAAGGAACUGAAAAGAAAAAAUAGACGAGGAUAAAGAACUGAUUCUGUCUUUGGCUUUCUAAGGAAAAGUUUUACCAGGCAAAAUGAUGAGCAGCAAAGUAAUUGUCGCCACCGUUGUGGUGUUCUUGGCCUGCCUGGCCAUAAGUGAAGGAAUGAGUCUGAGGAGCUUGGGAGUGGAGCUGCACUGCCGCUGCAUCCAGACGGAGAGCAGACCCAUCGGCCGCCACAUCGAGAAGCUGGAGCUGAUUCCCGCCACCUCCCACUGCGAGGACACCGAGAUCAUUGCCACUCUGAAAAAGACCCAUCAAAAGGUUUGCCUGGACCCAGAGGCCCCCUGGGUGAAGAAAGUGAUUCAGAGAAUCAUGUCACAGAAAAAGCGUUGAAGACAUGCACCAGAUGCUUUUUCAUUUGAACCAAAGAGUAUUUAUUUAUCUAAAGAAUUCACUUUACUGCCUCAAAAUGAUUAUACUGUUGAAGGCAACACCAGAUUUUCUUUAAUCAAGUUGUUUGUAUCAAACAGCCAUUUUAUAUCCAUGUUACCUCCUGUUUGUUUGCUGUACACAUCUGGUGGAGCCAGUAUCUUAUUUUGGCUAUUCUUGAAGUCUGUGAAACUGAACUACUUCUAUCCUCAGCAUUAAUAUAAUGUAUUUAUUUAUCUAUGUAUUUAUUGUGCCUGGUAUACACAAAUAAAAAUAUUGAUUUGCAAACUGAAACAGA
Messenger RNA from Menidia menidia (Atlantic silverside), 768 nucleotides. The record is from the annotation of a GenBank genome assembly. NCBI's taxonomy places the organism in Eukaryota, Metazoa, Chordata, Actinopteri, Atheriniformes, Atherinopsidae.